Leptomonas pyrrhocoris is the source of this 5106-nucleotide messenger RNA. RefSeq lists its product as hypothetical. NCBI's taxonomy places the organism in Eukaryota, Euglenozoa, Kinetoplastea, Trypanosomatida, Trypanosomatidae. The transcript has a single exon. The coding region runs from base 529 to 5106 and encodes 1525 amino acids. The record is from RefSeq and is a predicted model, not a curated record.
GGUCGGCUUUGUACGUACUAAUACCAUAAAGGGAAUAACUAGACACCAUUAUAUGAUUAUCCCGCAUCAUCCGUCACGGUACCUUAUUAUUAUUAUUGUUUACUAUUCUUUUGUCGUUCCUAUGUCUUGCGUGGGGGCCCCCGCACACCGUUCUGACCUGACCCGCUGUUUCUUCUUACUCCUUUUGGCAUUUAACAGCACUUAAAAAAAAAACAAACUUGUUAGCGGUGCCUGCACGUGUGAAUCCCUCCCCCUCCCUAUUCGUGUGUGUGUGUGUGUGUGUGUGUGGACAGCUGUCAAGCUUUUACUCCCGUGUGCUUUGUUCUAGAUUAAUUUGGCUUUCGUAUUCUCACGCUCUCUGUCUCUCUCGCACUGGCUUUUAUUCUAUUGGAGAAGAAAUAUAUAUACUAUCCCUGCUGCCGGACUAUUGUUGCCUCCUUUUUUUGUUUUAGCUACUGCUGUUGUGCAUUGCCCUCGUGCUCCUCCCUCUCCAUCCCCUAACCGGACGUACUUAUAUAUAUAUAUAGAAUGGGCAGCGACGUCUCUGUGGUGCUGCAGGCGGACGCCCCGGUGCCGGAUGUGGUGAUACGCACGCAACGAGCGGCACCCAGCACGGUGCCCUCACCGAACGCGCGCGCAGUCGUGCAGCACUGUCCUGCGAUUCGUGUGGUGGAGGCGGGCGCGGCGCGGAAAAUUGCCGGUGACUCGUCCGCUGCCUCCAUGAUGUCGACAGCAGACCUCUCACCGUUAGAUCAACCCAUCCUCCUGAUCCGCAACUGUGCGGAGCUCGACGCCUUCACCAAGUCCCGCACCUACGCACCUGUGCUGCGUUCCAUCUACGCGUAUUUAGAUCAACACGAGCCACAAGCAGCAGCAGCAGCCUUGAACGGGAAGCGCGGCGCGGGUAUGAGCAGCCUCGACGGUGCCGUGCGGCGCCCGGUGUGCCCGAUUGGCCUCAUCCUUGACCCCUCUCUCGCCAUCGGUGGCCGGCUGAGCUCGAACGAGGCUCGUGCGGCGUGUGCGCAGUGCCUGAAGCUGUUCCUCGUCCACCUCGUCGCCGCGCUGGAGUUUGUGCGCAAGCCGGACGACGCGGCGCCCACGAAGUGGCCCUCCUCGCCGGAGGUGCAGGCGUUGCGCGAGGCCUCCGCCGGCGCCACACCCGGUGCCCUCCCACCGCGGCUUUCCAUAUUGUAUUUGGACCUGCGCCGCUGCGCGCUCGACGACGAGGCGGCGAGGUGGUUUGCGACGACGGUGAUAUUGCGCGCCGUGCGUCGCGCACGCCCGUUUAUGCUGGUCUCCGCGCGCGGCGGAGUGGUGGGCGUGACAGCCGCGAUGAGUGGCAGCAACGGAAGCGGCAACACCUUUUUGAAUUACUACUCCCCGGAUGUGAAGGCGGACAUGGUGUGGGCGUCGCUGCAGCACCUUCUCUUGACGGAUAACGACCGUCUGACGCAGGAGGGGGCGAAGGCCGUGCUGGCGGAGUUGCUCGCAGAGGACGCAACGCGGAAGGUGCUGCUGCGGCAGCAGGGCAUGGACACGACGGCGCAACGCGCACGCGAAGUAACGCAGGCGCUCGCAGGUGGCCGGCUGUCACCGCGUCCCGACUCCCAGCUGCUACCGCAACUCUAUUUGGUCGACAUUCUCCGUGAGCCGCUCAGCAGCGCCAACAUCGAAAAGGAUGCUGUCGCCACGCAGGAUGAGGUGGAGGAGAAACCAGCAACGCCGGGUCGUGCGGGAGGUCUUGCGCCGUCGCACUUGACGGGCACCACAUCGGAGGCAAUAAUCGGAGGGGAAAGAGAAGAGGGCGUUCCGGACGCCGCCUCAUCCGUUCCCCCUUCCCCGCACAACGAACCGCCGCAGCCCACGGCGCGUUCAGCGAGUCCAAAGUCAGCACCAUCGCCUAAAAGCUCGCAAACACCGGCACCAGCAGCAGCAGCUAAGCCAACCCCCUCUACGGAGGCGAGUCGUAGCCAGCAGGAGCUGAACCAAAACACGGCGCACGCGCCAUCAGCGCCGCUGGAGCGACGACCACCGCAGCAACAAGCAGCGGCAACGCACAAGGAGACACCGGCGCCACGGCAGGAGCUACAGAACGCACUGGCACAGCUCCCAACGCAGCAGCAGCUGCGCCGACGCCCACCACCACCACAGCACAGGCAACCACCGAGAAGAAAUGUGCCACCAUUGCAGAGAACUUACCUGAAGGCUGCCACGCUCUCCGCGAACGGGGAAGAACCGGAGGAAGCACACGAACACAAAGCGGUGCCCUCCCUGACACUCGCAGCACCGUGGGAAUCUAACCCGGUCCCCUCACGCAGCCCCGGCCGGCACACGCCAUCACCUCCGCGCAACUCCACGUAUUGGGCGGAGGCGAUGGCGGACAGCCCCGCCGCCCUGCCGCAGCUGCAGCGCUCCACCACCACACCGCCGGCCACGCCUCCGCGAGCGGCGCAGAUGGAACAUCGGCCGUCGAGUGCGACGUCGCCGGUGAGGCGGGAGCUGGAGCCGACACGCACGCCGGCGGAAGUGCAGGGUUCGCUGCAGCCGCCCCCGUCGUCGCCGUCACCGGCAGCGGCUGCAUUCCCCGCGGCGCCGGUGCAAAAAGCGGAGGGCUUAACGAAGCCGACUGCAGCUCGCGGUGUCCGCAAACCUACGCCGCAGCGAUCACCGCGGCAGCCACCCAAAUCGGCGAAUCGGCCGCCUUUUGAUGUCGCACCAUCCACCGCCGCCCUCGUCGACACCGCUCCUGUUUUGUCGGCGCAGCGUCGCCGCCGUAGCAGCUGCGACGUACCGUCGGAGCAGGAAAAGUACAGUAAUGGGGCAGCAGGUCACAGUGGCCAGGUGAAACCACCAGCAGCAGCAGCAGCGGAAGCGGCAGGGAAGCCGUCCUCGCAUGCCCUUGUCGCCGCUGGCAAAGGUGCUGAUCAAGAAAAUGUUUCUCCUCUACCUCAGCAGCGGCAGCACCAGCAGCAGCAGCGAGUAGAGCCCCCGAGAUCAAAGCGUAGCCUCUCUGCUUCGAAGAAGAAAGCACCGCCACCGCAAGCGACAGCGGGGGCAUCAACACCCGCUCCGCAACACAAUGAGGGCGAGGAGGAACAGAAGCAACCACCGCUGGACCCUUCGGUCAAUCCCACAUGCGCCGCCUCCACCCCUCCUACGCUGUCGCACAGCGGCUGCAAAGGCCAGCUACGGGCUCCUGCGUCGCGGCAACAACAGCCGCCUCUUCCGUCCCCUCGUAAUCCCUCUCCUUCCAACAAGCGACGCCUUCAGCAGGCAAUUGCCCACGCCGCGGAGCUGGACGACGUGCCGGACGUGGUCGUGAACGGUCACAGCGCACGCCGGCCAGGGGCGCAGUCACCGCGACCCGGCGUGCGCUGCCGAACCCCGUCUCUGCCCGCCUCUGCCAGGAAGCCCAGCGGAGCUGGAGAAGACGGAGACAAAGCAGCCGCAGCAGAGGAAGAGGAAAUCACCGCCUCCCUCCCGGUACCGCCGAGACACCGCUCCUUCCGCUCCCCCGUCCGGCUCGACCACACGGAGCUGGAGGCGGCGCAGUCAGCGAGGGAGUGGGUGCGGUCGAGGGAUCCGUCCAUGGCCGACCGCGCGCCGUCCUCGCGCGUUUCACGCAAUGGAGCCUCCGCGCGCCCGUUGGUCGUGUCGCCGUGUCGGCUGCGACCGCCUCCGCCGGACCGCGAUGCCGAUGAAGUACAAGAAGAACUCGGCGGAGAAGAGAAGGUGGUGGAACUGCCGGUGGACUUCAACGGUCGCACGACAUACAAUGGAGCGCCACGACGUGAGCACGAUUGCUCGACGGAGCACCGCAAUGCCACGGCGUCCUCGCGCAGUGCCCGCGCCCAACGCCCCGUUGAUGUCCCGCCGCUGGACCUGCCCAGGCCGCCGGUGGUGGCCGCACGACGUCGAGGACCUCCACCGCAGCAACACCAACAACGCAGAGGCGAAGAAGGGACCUCCUCAGCUCCUGCCACACACGGUCGACCGCGGACACCGCGGGGUAGCUCCAAAUACGGCGCUGCCUGCGCCCAUGCAGAUUUGCUACGCGGCCGCGACAGCGUUUCGGCGGCGAAGGCGGCGUACGAGGCGGCCACGCUGGCCGAAGCCCGCGCCAAAGUCCAGGCGGAGCGACGCGCGAAACGGAAGCAGCAGCAGCAGCAGCAGCAACGGCAGCGGCACCUGCUGCGCCAAGAGAACGCCGCGGCAGACCGCAGCGCGUCGCUGCAGGUGGAGGGAGAAGUGAAUUCGGUACACGAGGAAGGCCGCCCGUCUCGGCCCGCUCGCCGGGGCAGCUCGCCGUCGCCAGCGCCCAACAGGCCGAGUGGAGCGCGCGCCCCCUCCCCCCUCCACGCACCGCCACCGCCGGCCCAGCGGCACGCCCCACGCAGCGCACAGCGCCGCCUCUCCACCGCCGCGCCGCCGCACAUCGAACCGCGCCUCACGACGACGAGUCAGCUGCGCCGCGUGACGAGUCAGCGCUACCGCCGCGCGUCUGAGGUGGAGGCGGGGAUUCAUGGCUUCUACGCGCUGAACGCCACACCGCGCCUCGACUUUCGGGGAGAAACCGCGGUGGCCUCCAUGGCGCAACGACAGCCCACGCGCGACGAGCUCGCAGCGGUGCAGAUGGAGAAGGAGAUGGAGAAGGGCCGCCGCUCUUCGUUCUGCGACUCGCGCCGCGCCAGUGCAGCGGCGGGGGUGAACGGGUACGAGGAGCAGGAGCCGCACGCGAACAGCCACGACGUGAGCAAUCCUCUCCUGAAGGCGCAGCCACGUACGCCAAGUAGGACGACUUCAUUGAAGACAGCCCAGGCAUCCCCACAGCAGCCGAAGCCCCAGCCGUCACAAGGGACACCCGCGUACCAGGCCAACGGACGGGGUGCCCAGGUAAACGGAGAUGCCGUGGACAGUGAAAGCGGUAACGACGAGGAGACGAGCACGGCGCCGUCUCUGUCGCCCUGGGGCACCGCAGACUAUCAAGGCUCCGCGCCUCGUCAGGAGGAGGAAAAGAGGGAGGACGGUGUCACAGUUGAGGUAAGUGCGUACGGCGUGGAGCUGGUGAACAAAGCUCUGCGCACCCCACAUCGAACGCUCUACUAG